Molecule: messenger RNA, 1560 nt
Organism: Malaclemys terrapin pileata
Lineage: Eukaryota; Metazoa; Chordata; Testudines; Emydidae
Product: phospholipase A2 inhibitor and Ly6/PLAUR domain-containing protein-like
Exons: 5
Coding region: 332-958 (208 amino acids)
Source: RefSeq, a predicted model, not a curated record
UGGGAUUGUCCUCGAUCCACGGCUGGGCUCAGCGGGCGACACUGCCAACCCUGCUCGCUCGGGCGGGCACUCCCCAGAGACUGCUGCACAACGCCACGGCCCCCUACAGAAUAUCGGGGCUUCCUAGUGGAGGGGAGGGAGGUUCUCCCAGAGCCAGGGGGAGAACCCAGGAGUCCUGGUUCCCAGCCCCCAACGGCUCUAACCACUGGAUCUGAAUCCCCUCCCAGAGCUGGGGCCAGAAAAGCAGACUUUGCUCUGUGAUGUUUCCUGUGUUCCAGGUUAGGUGGAUCUGUCGCGGCUCCAACACCAGCCCCCCCUUCUCUCCAGAGCCAUGGACGUUCGUCUUGUCUUGUGCCUCCUCUGGGCUCUCCUAGCUACAGCCCAUGCACGUCCUUCCAGCUGUUACCAGAGCAUCCCCGGGGCAAGCAAUGCAGUGAGGAGCUGUAGCAGUGGGGCAGAUUCUUGCAUCGCUGUUCAGGAAGUGAACACCCUCGGGGGCGUGGUGAACACGGGCGUCCUCCAGUUGUGCACCAGCAGCCUGAUCAGCCUGGAGGGCGACCUGGACUUCGAGUUCGGGGGCGGCGUCUACGUGAGGGUCCACUCCAAGAUGUGCAGAGAGACCAACUGCAACACGGGGGAGAUAAAGGAACGUUCCAAAAUCAGCACCGUGCCCAACGGAGGACAGUGCCCGUCGUGCUUUGCCCCAGGAUCCCACCGCUGCCUCCACAACGUCACCCUGCACUGCCAGGGGGCCGCCAGCCAGUGCGUUGAUGUCGCCGGGACGCUGUCAGAGAUGGGCAUCGACCUCAAAAUCCCUUUCGCAGCCAGAGGAUGCGCCACCAAGGAUGUGGCCAAGAUCAAAGCCGGAGACAUCCUGUUGUCGGGCGUAUUCACCUAUCAAAUCACGGCCAUCCAGUUACGCCCGGCCACCCGACUGGAGACCAUGGACGGCUUCUGACACCCUGCUGAGCUCCAUCCCACUGGCACGCCCCUGCUUUGAGCUAUUCCCUCCCGCCCCCAAGGCCUGCCUGGGGCUGGCCCCCCCAGUUGUGACUCAGUUUCACACACACACAGGAGCACUGCCAGCUUUUCUGCCGCCCUAGGUGGCAGAAGGUCCCACCACCGAAAUACCACCUCGGUCGCCGCCCCCCAAAUUGUAGCGCUCUAGGCGACCGCCUAGGUCACCUAAUGGGUUGCGCCGGCCCUGCACACACACACACACACACACACACAGUGCCAAGACACCUUCGUAAAGCGCUUUGAGACCCAUUGGUGCAGGGCCCAAGCCAGAGACCCAUUAUGGGAUUUGCACUGAGCGCGACGGGCUUAAAAACAGGCCUGAGUAUUAGAGACCCAUUAGCAGCUUCUCCCCAGAGAGUGCUCCAAGGGGUAGAACCCAGGAGUCCUGGCUCCCAGCCCCCCUGCUCUAACCACUAGUCCCCACUCCCUCCCAGAUCCAAGAACAGAACCCAGGCAUCCUGCCACCCCUCCACCCUCUGUUCUCACCUUUUGUAUUUCCACACGCUAAUGCAUUGAAUAAAGCUGCAUCAUAAAUCCAAA